This is a messenger RNA of Paecilomyces variotii, 988 nucleotides long. RefSeq names its product thymidylate kinase. The transcript has 2 exons. Gene Ontology annotation, cellular component: cytoplasm; cytosol; nucleus. Gene Ontology annotation, biological process: dTDP biosynthetic process; dTTP biosynthetic process; dUDP biosynthetic process. Bases 125 to 832 code for a protein of 235 amino acids. The record is from RefSeq and is a predicted model, not a curated record. Gene Ontology annotation, molecular function: dTMP kinase activity; ATP binding. Lineage: Eukaryota; Fungi; Ascomycota; Eurotiomycetes; Eurotiales; Thermoascaceae.
GCUCGCAACAGCCCCCUUCUUCUUCUUCAAGCUCUCCCUCGUUUCUCAAUCGAUAUUUUCUUGCUCGGUGGAUUCAGAGGUAUUUUCUAGCAGAUAUACAAAUUUACCAGACUGUGUACGUGCGAUGGCGCAGGAGGGAUUUGACAGCGAAAAAGGUCGCCGCGGGGCUCUCAUCGUUGUCGAAGGUCUGGACCGCGCGGGGAAAUCCAGUCAAUGCGAGCUGCUGUUGCACAAUCUGCAGACAUUGGGCCAUCAGGCCAAAUAUAUUCGAUUCCCAGAUCGAAAUACACCUAUUGGAAAGCUCAUAGAUGGCUAUCUAAGGGGCCAGUCGCACCUGGAUGACCACUCCAUCCACCUGUUAUUCUCUGCAAAUAGAUGGGAGGUUGCUCCAACGAUUCAGGAGCUCAUUGCAGACGGGGUCACUGUCAUAGUUGACCGCUACUCAUACUCAGGAGCUGUCUACUCGGCCGCUAAGCGCAAUCCCAAUCUGUCGAUUCAGUGGGCAUGGCAGCCUGAGGUUGGUCUGCCUCGUCCGGACCUUUGUCUCUUUCUAAGUAUCUCGCCCAUCGAAGCUGCGAAGCGCGGUGGCUUUGGUCUAGAACGGUAUGAGACCGACACGAUGCAGAAGCGUGUACGGGAUUUGUUCCAGUCUCUCCUCGAACUGCCACACAACGACGAGAUCUGUGUCAUUGAUGCAGGGAGACCAUUCAACGAAGUAGCCCAGGAUAUCCUGGAACCUGUGCUGGAGUGUAUGAAAAAUGUCGACUCCAUCGGCCCUCUCAGGAGACUAGGUCCGUGGUCUUUCAUCCCCAGCGGUGAGAGUUCCACAUGACACUACAGUCUGCGUAUAAGUGAACCCGUCUGCACCUGCGAUUGGUUUAGUCUAUGAUCUCUGGUUCAUCACAAUCGCUGUCCUGGAUCACGAUCUCGACUCGAGUCUGUGCUGCCUUGGACUGGUUCUCCAACUGGCUAUUGGUCUCCAAGUCGG